Messenger RNA from Gongylonema pulchrum, 228 nucleotides. NCBI's taxonomy places the organism in Eukaryota, Metazoa, Nematoda, Chromadorea, Rhabditida, Gongylonematidae. The record is from the annotation of a GenBank genome assembly.
AUGUUGAAGCCAAAAGCACUGACCGAGGUGCUGGGACAGGUUAAUACGCCGAAUACCAGUGGAGGCGCUCUUCUGCUGAAUAAUGAAGGAUUGCUUCUAGCUUGUCACGGCUACGAAUGCUCGGGCGACAGAGACAAUAAUGCAGCGGUAUCGGCUGCUCUCAUUUCAAAUAUUUGGGAAACUUUCGAGCGACAAGGUUGGUGGAGCAGACGAGUUAUUUUUGCAUAA